Nymphaea colorata (pocket water lily) is the source of this 2366-nucleotide messenger RNA. Its product is annotated as GDP-L-galactose phosphorylase 2-like. Gene Ontology annotation, biological process: glucose metabolic process. The record is from RefSeq and is a predicted model, not a curated record. Gene Ontology annotation, cellular component: cytoplasm. Gene Ontology annotation, molecular function: GDP-D-glucose phosphorylase activity. Lineage: Eukaryota; Viridiplantae; Streptophyta; Magnoliopsida; Nymphaeales; Nymphaeaceae. The coding region runs from base 874 to 2010 and encodes 378 amino acids. The transcript is spliced from 7 exons.
UCCAAGAACUUUAUCGUUCUCUUUUCUCACCCCCAAACUACUUGGAGCGAAAGAGAGAAGGAAAGCGUCUUCUUUCUUUCUGCGAUAGGGAGGGAAUCAGGGAACACGUCUUCUCCCUGUGGGUGAGAGAGAGAGAGAGAGAGCUUUCUCUUCUUUUCUUUUCUUUCUGCUUAUGUUGGAGCCAGCGGGUUGAGGAAGAGCAGCAAGGUGGUGAGACUGAGUUGUGGAGGUAAGGAAGGAACUGCAGAAAGGGGGCCAAGUUGGUAGCAUCACGGCUGUGCAUCGAGGAAUCCGACCCAUUUUCCAUGAGCCUUCUCUCCGUUGUCAGGGGAACCGACUACCCACCUUCUCACUGAACACCCCUUCCUUCCACGGUGGCCGAGGGGCCCUGCCUUCUGAAGGCGGCCGACCUUCUGACCUCCUCUUCCUCGCCGGAGGUGGCAGCGGCGCCCGUCCUGGCCUGCCCCUUGCUUGGGGAGGAGUCCGGGAAGGUUGAGUAGUUGUGUAGCCGUGGGUGUUUGCGAGAACCAAAGAAGUCCCAACAAGAGAACAGGAGAGAAAGGAAGAAAGAGCAGAGGAGCGCGGGAGAAUCUUCUACCAAGAGCGAAAAUGCUGAGCAUCAAGCGGGUUCCGACUGUGGUGUCGAAUUACCAGGAGGGUUGCGGGAGGAAUUGUCUUGGGAAAUGCUGCCUCUUAGGAUGUAUUAGCCUGUUGGAUGGCUUGUCUUGCUUUCAUCGAAGUUCUCCACAGAUGGGUUGUUAGAGAUUCCUUGGUUAUGUUUAUCCAGGAGCGAAGUUUCCUCGGUAUACUUAUAGGGGAGAGAAAGGCAGGAAGUAUGUGGAGAACGACGGCCUCUCAGACAGGACCGGCGAGAUGUCCCUGUUCGACACUCUUCUGAUGGGAGAGUGGGAAGAUCGGAUGAGCAGAGGCCUUUUUAGAUAUGAUGUCACUGCUUGCGAGACGAAGGUGAUACCUGGCAAGUAUGGCUUUAUUGCACAGUUGAAUGAGGGGCGUCAUCUUAAGAAAAGGCCAACGGAGUUCAGAGUUGACAGGGUCCUGCAACCAUUUGAUCCCAGUAAGUUCAAUUUCACUAGGGUGGGACAAGAAGAGGUGCUCUUCCGCUUUGAAGAAGAUACUGGAAGUGAAGAUCAUCAUGCAAUACAGUUCUUCCUCAACCCUCAUGUAUCUGCUUCUGCGAGUCCAAGUGUGAUAGCGAUUAAUGUUAGUCCAAUAGAAUAUGGACAUGUGCUGCUUAUUCCCCGUAUCUUUGAUUGCCUCCCUCAAAAGAUGGAUAAGCAGAGUCUGUUACUUGCACUCCACAUGGCUGCAGAGGCAGCAAAUCCGUUCUUUAGAGUGGGUUACAAUAGCUUGGGUGCUUUUGCCACCAUCAAUCAUCUUCACUUUCAGGCUUACUAUUUCAAUAUGCCUUUUCCUGUUGAGAAAGUACCAACCAGGAGGCUCUCUGGGAAAUCCAAGAAUGGUGUUGAGGUGCAUGAGCUCCUCAACUAUCCAGUUAGGGGCUUAGUUUUCCAAGGUGGAGACACUCUGCAAAACAUUUGCAACCAAGUAUCUUUAUGCUGCAUUUAUCUUCAGGAAAACAACGUCCCGUUUAAUCUCCUGAUCUCAGACUCUGGCAAGCGUGUUUUCCUCUUCCCUCAGUGCUAUGCUGAGAAGCAAGCAUUAGGAGGGGUCAGUCAGGAGUUACUGGAGACUCAGGUGAAUCCUGCUGUCUGGGAGAUCAGUGGCCACAUGGUGCUCAAGCGGAAACAGGACUAUGAAGAUGCAUCUGAAGAAUAUGCAUGGAAGCUGCUUGCUGAAGUCUCCCUGUCACAAGAGAGAUUCGAAGAGGUAAAGUCGUCUGUUAUGGAAGCAGCAUUUGGAGACAGUGAUGACACUCUGGCAAUUGAAGCGUCUGAAGAAACAGAAAGUAUGUGCUUGCUCAAGGAAGUUGCAGCCAAUGGGGUGCCUGGCAUGGCAAGUGACGAGAAAGGGUGCCUUGUGCAUCAGUAAUAUGAUAUAUAGGUGUCUGGGUGUCCCUUGUUCUGUUGAUGUUAAUGUGUGCUCUUGUAGGUAAUGUUCCUCCUUGGUAGAUAGAUAUGCAUGUUGUCUUUGUGCAUUCACAUGCUUUCUCUUUUGACCUUAUGGCCCUCUGCUCUAGUGGCGUGGCCUCUUAUCGCUGGAAGUCUUUGUUGACUUCUCAAACUUGGCUGUGACUAUGGCUGAUGUAUAAAUAAAAUGGCUGCUAAAUGGUGUGGUUUCAUAGUACAAGUAUGUAUACGAUUAUUGGUUGGUGGUAAUUCCCCAGUACCUUUAAUAAGCUGACAUGUUUUCCAUUUAGAAAUGGUGGCAUUUCUUUUUCUUUUUUA